UAGGUGGUGCAAGGAAAGGCCAAGGCUGGGUUCGCAAGUCUGAUGUCUGUGGGGACUUUUACAUAUGCUGUACACCUGUGAAGCAGUAUCCUGUUCAUGUGUUGCUGCUGCAUUAGCGAGGGCUGGCAGUAGUUCUGGGAAUAACACUGUGGAGCUAACACUAGAGCUGAAGACAAAGAUUAAAUCUUCCCUAAACCCACGAUUCCUCUCUGUAACUGUUGAUGGCAGCCUUGCCUCGGAACCUAAAUACAUUGCAUUCCUUAGGUCGCAGAAAUUAAUUGCCUUAGCCAAAGGUUUGUCACCUGCUUAUCUUAGGUUUGGAGGAACAAAGUCAGAUUUCCUUUUGUUUGACCCUUCAAAAAAUGAAUACCAGGAAGAUCGACCAACAAAUCAAGCUGCCAACAUAUGUGAACAAAGGACUCUUACAUCUGCUGAAGAGAAGAUGUUACAUUCUCAAUGGUUUGCACAGGAACAGCAGAUACUCAAGGAGAAUUUCAGGAAUCAGUAUACAAAUGCCACAAUUACAAAGAGCACUGUGGACAUGCUGUACAGGUUUGCAAACUGUUCAGAUUUACACCUGAUAUUUGGAUUAAAUGUUUUGCUGAGGAAUGAUAACAAUGAAUGGAACACAUCCAAUGCCAAACUGCUUAUUGAUUACUGUUCCUCGAACAAAUAUAAUUUAUCGUGGGAAUUAGGCAAUGAACCCAACAGCUUCAGGAAAAAGUCUGGAAUUUAUAUCAGCGGCUCCCAGCUUGGCAAGGAUUUUGUGAGUUUACACAAGCUUCUCCGAAAGUACCCAUGUUAUCAAAACUCUGGGCUGUUUGGACCUGAUAUUGGCCAGCCAAAAACACAGUCACAGAAGAUGCUCAAAAGCUUCUUGGAAACUGGAGGUGAAAUCAUUAAUUCUAUUACUUGGCAUCACUAUUAUGUCAGUGGUCCAACUGCUUCUGAAGAGGAUUUUAUCAAUCCUGACAUACUGGACUCACUUGUCUCAGAAAUACAGACAGUAUUUCAGAUAGUAAAUGAGAGUGUACCAGGGAAGCGCAUAUGGUUAGGAGAAACAAGUUCAGCCUAUGGAGGGGGAGCUCCUGGAUUAUCUAAUACAUACCUCGAUGGCUUCAUGUGGCUGGAUAAACUUGGAAUCUCAGCUAAAUCAGGAAUUGAUGUAGUAAUGAGGCAAGCCCUCUUUGGUGCAGGAUCCUAUAAUUUGGUGGAUUCAGAUUUUGAACCAUUACCUGAUUACUGGCUGUGUUUGUUAUUUAAGAAGCUAGUUGGAUCCAUUGUACUGAAUGCUGGUCUCAAAGGCACAAGCAGAGAUGACAGGAAGCUGCGUGUUUAUAUCCAUUGCACAAACAAGAAUAACCCUAAAUAUGCAAUGGGAGAUGUUACCCUUUUUGUUUUGAACUUGCAUGACACCACAAAAAACAUACAGUUACCAAGUUCACUAUCUGGAAAAUUUAUUGAUGAAUAUCUGCUUUUACCUGCUGGGAAAGAAGGCCUACAGUCUGCAACUAUGCUUCUGAAUGGCGAGGUUCUGAAAAUGGUUGAUGAUAAAACAUUGCCUACUUUAAAUGGAAGACUUCUGGUUCCUGGCUCUACCCUUGUCCUACCCCCUCUCAGUUUUGCCUUUUAUGUAGUAAAGAAUGCGAUGGCAAGUGCCUGCCUCUAGGACCUGGAAAAAAAGAAAUUUCACUAGCACAUUUUUGCAUUACAGAUUAUUUUAUGGACUAGCAUUGGAAUUUGGUUAACUCAGUCUAUAUUGUGUAUGGAAACCAACAUUCAUUAAACAGUCACAGGAUCUCACAGCUACAGUUCCAGCAGAUGCUACAUGUGAGAACUGUCCCAUAGGAAGCAAAUCAUAAGCAGGAUGGCUAUUUAUAACACACAAUGCCAUACAGAAAAAAAUCAUAAGCAUGUUUAAGCCCUAUUUCUUAUAACUUGCCAUACCAUGCAUCACAGGUCAAAAAAAUGACAACUAGGGUUGCCACCUAUUUUGGGGAAAAAACAGCCUUCCUAUAUAUUUAUCUUUUUUCCCUAUUAAUAACAGUGGGAUCAACCCUUAUUUUUACUGGCCAGGCCAGGUGGCAACCCUAACUGCAACACAGUAUGAGGACAUAUUGGACAUUUUUGUAAGGGACGAUGGUUUAAAGGGAGAGCAUGCUACCGUGUUCUAUCUAACAUAGACUGCUGUUUAGAGAAGGGAGAAGUUUGUUUUUUAAAAGGUAGAUAGGUAGUUCUGAGCAAAUUGUCCUAUUUAUAAAUGAGGGGCAUUUUGUGAUAUAGCAAUUCCAGUUAUUUUGUACCAGAACAGUAUGUAGUAUGUAGUCCCUAAAGUCUUACACGCACAGGCU
This is a messenger RNA of Xenopus laevis (African clawed frog), 2351 nucleotides long. RefSeq names its product heparanase L homeolog (gene hpse.L). NCBI's taxonomy places the organism in Eukaryota, Metazoa, Chordata, Amphibia, Anura, Pipidae. Bases 65 to 1669 code for a protein of 534 amino acids. The transcript has 13 exons. The record is from RefSeq and is a predicted model, not a curated record.